AUGAGAGAGCUCCUUCACCCAGCCAUAACUGAACCCGCCAAAAACCAACUCCUGCAACUCAAUCGUCGACUCGCCAGUUUGAUUCGUUCCAGCCAUUUUCAAGAUGCGCUCCAUCUGUUCGACGAUUUUCGUUCGUUCCAUCAGCAUCUCAAACCAGACCAGUACACCCUCUCCACAGCCCUCACCGCAUGCGCCAAUCUCCGAAACACCGCAUAUGGCAACGGGCUCCACGCCUACGCCGUUAGAUCCGGCCUGUACUCCCACCUCCACGUUUCGAAUACGCUGCUUCUGCUGUACGCCAGAGCUCGGGAUGCUAGCUCCAUGAAACGGGUUUUCGGGGAAAUCGGAAACCCGGAUGCGUUUUCUUAUACUACGGUGUUGUCGGAGUGUUCCAAGACGGGGGAUUUGAAGUAUGCUUUUGAGCUGUUCGAUAAAUUGCCUCAGAGAGACGUGCCCGUUUGGAAUGCGAUGAUCACCGGGUGCGUGGAGAGUGGGAACGAGCUGAUCGGAUUUGGGCUGUUUAGAGAGAUGCUUAGGUCAGGAGUUAUGCCUGAUAAUUACAGCUUUGGAAGUGUUCUCAGCGGGUGUUGCUCUGAAAGAGUCGAGUUACGGAGCCAGGUACAUUCACUGUUGAUCCGAACUGGUUCUCUGGCGAGAACUUCUGUUGUGAAUGCUCUAAUUACCAUGUAUUUUACUUAUGAGGAAUUCGCUAAUGCCCUCUUGGUAUUCGAGGAAGUAGCAGACGAGUUGCGCAAUCAUAUCACUUACAAUGUUAUGAUUGACGGUUUCCUAAGUGCUUUGAUGGUUGAUGAGGCCAUCAUUAUGUUUAGGGAGAUGCUGGGCUGCUGUCUUAGACCUUCUGAAUUGACUUUUAUGAGUCUCAUCAGCUCCUGCUCCUGCCCUAGAAUCGGCUGUCAAGUUCAUUCCCAAGUUAUCAAAACGGGAUUUGAAGCUUACGCCCCUGUUUGCAAUUCACUUAUAUCUAUGUAUGCAAACUUUGGGGACUUGGUUGCAGCUUGCAUGAUCUUUGAGAGACUGGAAGAUAGGGAUGAUGUAUCAUGGAAUGCUAUGAUAUCUGCCUAUGCUCAAUCUAACCUUGGUGGAUCAGCUAUUUCCACAUACAUGGAGAUGCAGAAGGCAGAGAUUUUUAGACCUGACGUGUUUACAUAUGGAAGCUUAUUAGCAAGCUCAGAUUCUAUAGCAACUCUGGAGAUGUUUCAUUGCACUGUAAUCAAAAGAGGACUAGUUUCAAGCACUCAGGUUUCAAAUUCACUGAUUUCGGGAUACUGCAAACAUGGCAAUGUAAAAGAAGGACAUAAAGUAUUUCUAGACAUGUCAUCUAGAAGCUUGGUCUCUUGGAAUACUAUCAUGUCAGGUCUUUUGUUAAAUGGGCUUCACAUUCAAGGCAUUCAACAUUUCUCUCGACUAGUAAUGUCAGGAUUUCGCCCGAAUGAAUAUGCCCUCACCAUUGCUUUGAGUCUCUGUGCAAGCAUGUCAGCUAUAGACCAAGUAAAGCAGAUACAUGCUUAUAUCCUGAGAUUUUGGUCUGGUCUAAAAGGGGCUUUAGGUAAUGCCCUGAUCACAACUUAUUCGAAAUGUGGCCUUCUUGAUUGGUCUUUGAGGGUCUUCAGUGCCAUGACUCAUAAAGACUUGGUCUCCUGGAAUGCCCUAAUAUCUGCUUAUGCUGAACAUGGAAAUGGGAAAGAAGCUGUGCAGUAUCUCGAAGCAAUGGAACACUCUUCAUCAGGGUUUGGUCCUGAUGAGGCUACCUUCACAACUGUACUCUCUGCGUGCAGCCAUUCAGGCUUGGUUGCUGAUGGCACUCGAGUUUUCCACUCAAUGGUCGAUAGAUAUGGGAUUAAACCCAGCUUAGAUCACUUCUCUUGCAUUAUUGACCUUUUGGGUCGAGCUGGGGAAUUUGGUGAGGUGGAGACGGUAAUAAACAGUGAGCAUUUUAUAGCUCAUCCCAAUAUCUGGUGGACACUGAUCAGUGCUUGUGCUGCACAUGGUAAUUUGGAAUUGGGAAGGCAGGUAGCCGGGUUUCUUCUCGAAACUGAACAACACAAUGCAUCUGUUUAUGUGCUGUUAUCAAACAUAUAUGCAGGCGCUGGUCAGUGGGAAGAAGCAGCUAACGUGAGGCAGCAGGCGGAGAAAUUUGCGACAAUGAAGCAGACUGGCUACAGCUGGGUAUGCACAUAA
Messenger RNA from Linum tenue, 2199 nucleotides. The record is from the annotation of a GenBank genome assembly. Lineage: Eukaryota; Viridiplantae; Streptophyta; Magnoliopsida; Malpighiales; Linaceae.